AUGGGGAAUUGCUCUCACAGAGCAGUAUCCGACGUUGGUGGUUCUUCAGUCACCGUCAUUCAGGCAGAUUCCAAAAACAUAAUGGAAGAUUAUUACAGAAGCCAGAGUUUUAGCUCGUUGCCAGUAACCAAGGAGAAAACCCUAGGGUACCUUGUUAGACAAGGUACGCUAAGCCCUAAAAGAGUUGGACCAAAGAUACAAGUGUCGCCGCAAAGAAGAAGAAAUGGAGUUUGGAAAGCGAAAGUGGUGAUUGGAAGUAAACAGCUUGAAGAGAUUUUGGCUGUUGAAGGCAAUACACACGCUUUGAUUGAUCAGCUUCGGUUUGCUGCAGCACAAGCUUUAACUUCUUCUUCAACCUCUUCCUCGGAGAUGGUCGGAGGUCGAAACUUAUUGUCUCGAUCCCGAAAAAACAAUGAGAAGUAUUUCUGUUAG
Molecule: messenger RNA, 432 nt
Organism: Microthlaspi erraticum
Lineage: Eukaryota; Viridiplantae; Streptophyta; Magnoliopsida; Brassicales; Brassicaceae
Source: the annotation of a GenBank genome assembly